Messenger RNA from Ambispora leptoticha, 2776 nucleotides. Lineage: Eukaryota; Fungi; Glomeromycota; Glomeromycetes; Archaeosporales; Ambisporaceae. The record is from the annotation of a GenBank genome assembly.
UAAUUUAGUUGGUCCAAUGGGUGAUACAAAAGAGGAAGAAAUUCAAGAAAAUUAUCAUUUCUUCUCCUUUAAUAAUACAAAUAUAAUCACGCUGAUUGAGAUACCGGGCGAUGAAUCAAUUGCACGUUUGAUAAUACGAGAUGCUACAGGUCGUUAUGCAUGGGAUUUGAAGCUGUUCUACAAAGCUUCUCUGGAUGAUUCGUCCAAUUGUCAUGCUGGUGGAUUGCGAUAUGUUGGCGUGACGGAUCACUUUUCUUUCAGACAAAACAUUAAGAUCGAAAAAUUAAUGGAAUCAACAAAUAAGACAAAUCUAGAGAAAACGACCCUUGAGCAGCGUAUUUCAUCACCAAGUGAUAAUCCCGUUUCUACUUCGGAUAAUAAUAUUCCAAUAUGGACAGAAAACAACAACAACAAUUCAGAAGACAAUAUGCUAAAUAAGCUUCUUGAAUAUAUUGGAGAAAAUCAUCCGGACUGCGAGGUAUUUCCCGGUAUUAAUGAACUAAACGUUCUUAAUGAAUCGAUUCAUAAUGAUCCUGCACUCUCGCGUAUUGAAAAUCAGUUGGAUAGACAUAUAAAAGAAGAAGCUUGUUAUCGCACUGCGAUGGAUCCUCAUGCAAAAUCUUGGUAUGAUUCUGUAAUGUCAAUCCGAAAUAAUAUCUUUCACGUAUGCGAAAACAAUAAAAUUGCCAUUAAAGUUUCGAAAACGCCACUUUACUCGCGGUCAACUUCUCAUCUUUCCCUUGGUGCCGAUUUCUCAUUAUCUCGAUCAUUCCUUCCGGUUUUACCUCCCGAAGCUGAAAAGCCAAAUGAACCGUAUCAACAAUGUCGGCUGUUCUUGAGUCAUUUUGGAUGGCUUGGUCUUGAAGCCUUGAAAGAAAAUUCGAUCCAUUUAUUAAACAAAACCCCGGCUUUUUUCCGCGAUAUUCGCCUUCUCGACAAGAAACAUCCACGUGAAGUGGUAAAAAUCGCCCUCAUUUAUGUUGGACCAGGCCAAGAAGAUGAACAAAGUAUAUUACACAACACUAACGGUAGUCCAAUGUAUGAAGAAUUCGUUGCUAGUCUUGGAUGGGAAAUUGAUCUGGCGACGCAUCCAGGUUAUUUGGGUGGUUUAGAAAGAAAUUCAACUAAUGGUGCCACGGCUACCUAUUAUUGUUCUUCGACGUUAGAAAUAAUUUAUCAUAACGUAAUAAAAAUGCCUACGGACCCGACCGAUCCGAAACAACUAAAAAAGAAACGACAUAUUGGAAAUGACCAUGUUCACAUCGUCUGGAAUGAACAUUAUCGUGAUUAUCGUCGUAAUACGAUUGGUGGUGACUUUGGAAAUGUACAGAUAGUGAUCACCCCUCUGUCUAAUGGAAUGUUUGCUAUUAAUUUAUCACGAGAUCAAAAGAUUCCAUUGUUUGGACCAUUAUUAAAUGGAAUGAUCAUAUCACGCAAUGUAUUGGGCUCCUUAGUACGAAUGACAGCAGUCCAGGCUUUUCGUAAUUGCCUACAUCACAUAAAUGCGCCUAGUAAUACAAUGUUCCAACAUCCUUACAUAGAGCGUUUAGUAGACAUUACGAAGAUAACUGGACGUCAUAAGAAUAACAAGGGUAACGCAUUAGAAACAUUCAUGUCUCGGAUUUUUAUAAAUGACGAUGACUCUACAAUCUAUUACGUAUUACGCGAAUACGCGACUUCAUUUCUUCCACUAAAUCGAACAGUUGGUAUCAUGAAUGAAUUUUUCAAUGAACUCAAACAAUUUGGCACCCAACUUGAAAAGGAUUACCAAGGGCUUAGGUCCGUCAUAGAGAGCCCUCCUCUUUCAGUGCAUUCUGGUCACCAGGAAAAUUCACUCCGGAAAUUGUUAGCUGAAACAAAAUCGAUUAUGCGUGAUACACAUGAGUUAGAGCAAACUCCCAAUAUGAAAUACUCUUUGAUAAAUAUGGUAUUGGCAGUUGGCGAGGUUUACCAAAAGAUGCACGACAGCAUUGCUAUCUUGGAGGAAGGGCUGAGGCCGUAUGGCUAUGAAGCAUCUCUUAUUCGAUCAAUCAAUGGAUCUGGGAGCUCCUCGGAAGAGAUAUCGCCGCGUUCAAUUGCUCUUCCAGAAAGCGAUCCGGCAAGUCCAACUGAGUUAGCUGUAUUCAGACAACAAAACAUUGCACUACUCACACCUCCCAAGAAUAAAAAAUUCGAUAAAUUCAAUCUGGACGAACAAGAUAGUCCAACCUUGGAAAGUUUCGGCAUUUCGAAUCGCGCACUAGCUUUACUCAAUGACGGUACGCCCAUGAUGACAGACAGCAUCAAUAAGUCAUUUGAUACAAAAAGUCCGGUAGAAACACCUACGCUCACCCCAUCAAAGAUUGCGACACCGCCGACAACAUUCGAUAUAGAGACUAAUACUACCCCAAUUGCUUCACAACAACAAAAUUGCUUCAUUAAGAAAGAAGAUGAAUUCCCUUCAAAGUAUGUACAAAUACCUUUGAUCAAACCUGAAGAAAUGGAAUCUUUGGGAUAUCUUCGAUCACAACUUCCAGUUGAGUAUCUCAAUCAAGUUGUGGAUGAUAUUAACGAACUAAUCAGAGAAUACCAAGAUCUACCCGAAAAUGAGAACAGGAUAUAUGAUGAGAUAACUUAUGAUGAAUUGGUGCAUGAAGUUGGUGGUGCAAUUGCAAAUACAAAUGCUGUACUACUUGCGUUAAUGCAACUAAAUAGAAUAGAAGCGAGAUUGAGCGAUCAACGUGAUAUCCAGUUAGUCUGUUCUUAUUGGACACAUCUGGAAAAAUAUUCAUCGUAA